AUGGCUUUCCAGCAGCCUCAACACCGACCGCAGCCCUUACGACAGACCACCCUCCCACAGCAUCACCUCGAACCCGCUCCCUUAUCGCCGGCCAAGAAGCGAAGCAUCGAAGAGUCGCAGGAAUGGAUCCUCUUCUCGCCUCAGAACGAUGGCCAAUCCCUCUCCAACACCUCUCAGACACCCCGCACCGCUACCCACCUCUCCGACUUCGGUUCGCUGGAAACGCAUGUCAAGUCGCAGCUGUUGGGCAAUAGCCAGGAAGAAGACGAAGAUCUCACAUGUCAGGGCACGGAUGAUGACGGCGAUGCUGAGCUGGACAGCCUGGACGAUGGCCUCCAUGCCUUUCACCAUCCCUUUGCGCCGUCAUCAGAUCACUUGGAUCACAGUGGCGGAACAGUUCUGCCGACACAUGAUGGCUUUGGAACAUUCCCCUCGUCCUCGGCGGCCUUGCAGGAGCAGCUGUGGCAGUUCGAAAGACACAACCCACACAGAAAGAACAAGCAUGCAAGGAGACGGAGCAGUGUGCAGAAGCGACUAGACGCAUUGGAAGAAGAAGAGCACUUGGAUGCCGAAGACGAACGGACGGCGCGCAUUGAGAGGUGGCGCCUGGACCAGAGCCGAGCUGUCCUGGAGGAGAUCGAGCGUGAGACAAGGCGACGGAGGAGACGAAUGAGCCGCAUGAGCAUCGCAACCAGCGGCCUUGACAGGAGUCAAUCCGUACAUGAUGCGCUGGCUUCGCGGGUACUAACACGACAGGAUUCCGUCAUUCGCGAGACGACCGACUCGAUCAAGAGUGACGAGCAAGCACCAGGCGAGUCCUUCUGGCGACGCAUUACUCGCAAGGUCAUUCAGGACCUGAUCGGUCUGGACGAGAACACCCUGUCAGUCAUCUUUGGCGAGCAGUUGGUCGAUGAUGCCUCUCCCACUCCAACCCAACCUUCACCAAUCGCCGCUGCCGCCGCACGGCAGGAGUCCAGGAUGUCUUUCCACGAUUCACAGCCAAGCUGGGAGAUGAAGCUUCUCGACCGCAUCGCGCGAGAGCUUGGUAUACUUGUUCACCAACUUUCCGGAUUCGAAGGAUCCGCCUUCAACAGCUACAAGAACGCACAAGAGCAGCAGCUCGAGUAUGCCGGUCUGCCUCGCAGCAUUCCCCGUCCACCGUCGCUUCGCCAGCGCAGACGCGCUGAGAAAGCUCGUGCUGAGAACAAAGACCCGGAUCAGCUGUUCUCACCUACCCUGCCUCAGUCACCCCUGCCAACCACGGAGCCCGACACAUCGUUGUGGGGCAUCGAAGAGGAGCCAGACCGGUCGGCCGGCGAUGACGAAGUGAGACUACAGCAAGAGCGAGAGUACUGGGAGAAGGACGUCGAUGUGAAGAUGAUCUUCCAAUAUCUAAAGUCUCGUUUCUCGCGAACAGCCGAAGAGACACCUGCUGCCGAGUCCGGUGAUUCCGGCCCUCUCCCAGCUUCUUGGGCAACCGCUGGCCCCUCUGCCUCCGCGCUCAGCACUUCGCCCGAAGGGCUGCGUCGAGCGGAGAUCAUCAAGCGCCAACAUCCUCUCGUGUCGAGAGCAGCCGAGCGAGCCGCAGAGCGAGCAAGGGCCAAUGCUGCGCAAGCAAGACGGCGGGACUCGCUGCUGAGACGACAUCAGAUGCAGACGCUGAUGCAGAAGCGGGCUGGGAGCAGCAGCUGCGCCAGCCAGAGUACGAAGCGCAGUCGACAUACCCGAAGCGGCAGCUCACGCCACUACUGGGAUCUCGGUGGUAGCGUGGGAAGUGUUGGCAGCGGGCCUGCCAUGUCUUCUGGACUCGGGGGAUGGGGAGAAGUGUAG
This is a messenger RNA of Lecanosticta acicola, 1830 nucleotides long. Lineage: Eukaryota; Fungi; Ascomycota; Dothideomycetes; Mycosphaerellales; Mycosphaerellaceae. The record is from the annotation of a GenBank genome assembly.